AGUUUCUCGUGGGUUGUUUUCCUCACAGGCUGUGAUAUUCUUCCAAGGCCUCAUCAACCACAGAUCCUGUAGGGGAAGCUCCCAGUUUCUUCAUCCACAAUAAUAAACUGGAUAUGAGUGGCCAGUAAUCUCCGAUCAUGCGCUAAGGACAAAGCAAGAAGAUCCAUGUCGGCUUAACAAGACGUGUCCAGUUCACCAGCCAACAACAUACCGAUGAAGAAUAAGAGCGAGCUGCGUGCCUGCUUCUGGAUUCUCGCUUUAAGGCCUGAGAAUGGAAACCGUAUCUGUUCCAGAGGGGAUAACAGAAUGUGAUCAACCAGUGUGCCAGUUAGAACAUGCGCCAGAGCUGGCAGCUUUGCCAGAAGCAACAGCAGAAAAGGAAGAAGACCAACCUCUUGGCCCGACACGUUCCUACGUCCUCUACAUUGGAAACUUGAAUCCCAAAUACUCACAGGAAGAUAUCUGCAGCAUGCUGAAGGAUAUUUUAGGCACGGCCAGCGUCACCCUCCAGCGGCACAACAUCGAAGUGAUCAGGAAGCGGAAGCAGGCCUAUGCCUUCGUGCAGGUGGCAACUGAAGCGAGCUUGGAGCUCGUCCUAAAACAGCUGCUGCUCGCGUCGGAAUCGGAGCAAGACCUAGCCCAGGAGCUGGUGAAGAAAGGCAAAACUCUGGUUGUGGGAUACGGCAAGAAAUUUGCGCUUGGGGGCAACGAUAGCAGAGAGACCAACUCCAUAGGGAGCAGCUUAGAAUCUCGUCUAGGAGGGUUGCAGGUGCCCAAGAUAACGAAGCCACCAUCCAGCGAAACCCAGACUAAUUCUGGCAGAAAGUUCGCUCAGCGUGCUUGGAGACUAACGGACCGGCCAGCUUUUCUAAGUGGCACUCGUUCUGACAGUGCCAUUGUCCAAAAAGAGAUUGUAGGCAAGGAACGCCUGUUCUUCGGUGCUUGCAUGGGCAAUGAGACGCGAAACGUGGAAUUUAAACGUGGCGGUGGGGAAUAUUUGACAGGCACUCUGAAGCAUCAUGUGCGAAAGUACGUGUGCGCAUUCCUCAACAGUGAAGGGGGAAGCCUUCUCGUGGGUGUAGAAGACAAUGGCUUCGUGCUGGGUGUCCGCUGUGACCACAAAGAUGAAGACAGGGUCCGCCUCCUCAUCGACUCCAUUCUGAAGGGUUUCAAGCCUCAAGUUUUUCCAUCAGCUUAUACACUGAGUUUCAUUCCUGUCAUUAAAGAUGAAGACACCGGCAUCUUCCUGAAAGUUAUCCGGUUAACUGUCCAUCCUCCCAAACAGCAUGCAGAACCUCUUCUUUACGAGACAGACCAAGGCGAAGUGUACAUACGGCGAGAUGGCAGCAUUCAAGGCCCUCUCUCUGGGAGUGCCAUUCAAGAGUGGUGUCGGCAGAAAUGGACAGAGGAGAUCAAGAAGCUGGAGGAGAAAGCAGAGACUUUGUUGAAAGAGAAGGAGGAGCUGCGACAGCAGAUACAACAGAACACCAGCCCGCGAUGCUGCGCCUUCAUGUAACCGCCAGAGCACUACGACAAAACCAGCCAAAGUAGUUAACGUGCUGGAAGUAAACAGAGGCCAAGAGAAAGCUCGA
Molecule: messenger RNA, 1592 nt
Organism: Heteronotia binoei (common prickly gecko)
Lineage: Eukaryota; Metazoa; Chordata; Lepidosauria; Squamata; Gekkonidae
Gene: SLFNL1
Product: schlafen like 1
Exons: 3
Coding region: 272-1516 (414 amino acids)
Molecular function (GO): RNA binding
Source: RefSeq, a predicted model, not a curated record